UGUGCUCCAGGUUUCUUAUCACAGCAUGAGGGGCACCCAAAUUACCUUGCCUCUCCCUCACAGUUUGUUCUGGAUUAGUGUAUGCAUGCUGUAUGUACUGACAUACCUGUGCGCAUGUGUGUAUGUUGUGUGGGGAGGUGGGUGGGAGUGUUUUUCCAGUGUUUGCAUUGCCUGUACUGGAACACUGUCCAGCUGUAGUACCCAUCUCUGCUCUCAUUUUGAUGUUACUGGGAAGAAAAAGAAAAUCUGGCAGUGUCAGUUCUUGCAGGGUAAUGAUUAAUCUUAAGAUGAUCGGUGCUUUUCCAAAAGCCCGAGCCUCUAAUCAGUGUAAUGUGCUGGAAUUGAUCCUCCUUCCCACUCUCCCAUCCUCAUUACAGUCAGUUUUCAUUUAUAGUCCCUUUGUAGCGGGAAGAGCUCAAGGACUUCAGGUGUGUAAUAGCUCUGGUCUCUGAAGGUCUUUCUCUAGGGGUCUUCAAUAGGUGGAAUGCUUCUGAAACUGUUUUUGGAUAGAGAAUCUCCACACAAACUCUCUGCAAUAAAAAUAAUCCUUUAUUUUUCUGUUUCAGUAACACUUUUUUUGUAAUCUUUUUUUUUUUUAAACAAAACCCUGGGAUUUGGGAACUUGGCUGAAGUUACUGAACACUUGGGGAUGAUGGUAGAGGAAAUGCACAGUUAAGGUGAAUCUCUGUUUGCUGAGUGACAGGAACAGCCAGGUGGCCCUUGCUUGCAGCUCUCCAGCAAGUGCUCUCUCCUCCUCUGGUACCCAUCUCCAGUGGCUGGCCAUGAGCAUGGAGAGGCUGCCCAUUGAGGAUGGGGGACGGGUUGGUCCUAGUGACAGGAGAAGUUGGUGCUCCCUGGGGCCUCCUUCAGAUAAGCCUGUUCCCUGGGGUGGCUUUAUUUUAAUGUGCCUUAAGGCACUGAAUGGGCAUGCGAAGGUCGUGUGAUCCAGAUCUCCUUUUCUUGUGCUUCCUAGGCGAUCACUCUUUGUGGUGAUCGCCUAGGAAGGUGUCUUGGGUGAGGAAAACCUGUCCCUCGUAUUGAAAUAUACUCUGUUUUCAUAGUUCACUUUUAGCAAAGUACCUUUGGCUGCAUGUCAGCAUUUUUUCAGUGGUUAGAGAUGAUUAUCUUAUCAGAAAGUUUCCCUGCUGGGAUAUAUUAAUGUUUUCCUUUUAAAGUACAGGAGCUGGCUUCAAGUUGGGUUUCCUUGGGAUUUUUUUCUGCUCUGUGCACAGAUGGCAAUUAUUUGUUUUCAUGAUAUAUUAGUAACCUGCCAGAAAGUGAGAGGCCUGGAUUAGGUGAUUUACUUAUUGCCAUUAAGUAAUGUGGAAAGUCAGAACCCAUAACCAUGAACGUGCUGGAGCACAUAUUCAUAAUCCAAACAUAUUGUUCAUAGCCCGGAAUGAUUUGUCAAUGUGGAUUGCCUUUUUUCCAACCCCCUUUCUCUUUUUCCCUUUUUCCCCCACGUUGCCUGGAGACUUUUAUACCUCUUGCUAUUGAGUUACCCAGAACAGUGACACAGCCCUGGCUCUCCUCCAGGCCGAUGGAGAAGGAGCAUGGCCGGACGCCCCUGCAUCUUGCUGCCCACAAGGGUCAUCUCCACGUUGUCCGGGUUUUGUUGAAGGCAGGUUGUGACCUGGACAUUCAGGAUGAUAUAAAUUCUUUAAACCACGUAAGAGCCAUAAGAGUUAGUUGAAGAAUGACCUCCAGUGGCUUGGAGUGGGAUUAUUAUGAAUUUCAACCGGUGGAGUCCAGCUCUGUAGAGUACGCCACCCCGGGAGCUAACUCCUUCCUUCUCCCUGCCAAUACUGAAAACUCUUACUGGGAUCCCAAUGCUAUUUCUGAAUGGUCAAUGAGCAUCCACACAGCACACACCUCAGAAAUAGUCAAGGAGAAAGUUGUGCCGGUGAAGGAAAUCAAGGACGAAAAAGAUAAGAAAAACCAGAAGAGAAAGGCUAGGAAGGAACCUAGAAGAUCAGAAAGAGAGAAGGAGGGUGAUCAGACAGCAUUGCACCGGGCUGCUGUUGUAGGGAACACCGACGUUAUAGCAACUCUGAUUCAAGAGGGGUGUGCUUUGGACAGACAAGACAAGGAUGGGAACACUGCUCUUCACGAAGCUUGUUGGCAUGGAUUCAGUCAGUCUGCCAAAGUGCUCGUUAAAGCAGGAGCCAACGUUCUUGCCAAGAACAAGGCAGGUAACACCCCUCUUCACCUGGCUUGCCAGAACAGCCAUUCCCAGAGUACUCGUGUUUUAUUACUUGGAGGAUCUCGAGCAGACCUCAAAAACAACGCAGGAGAUACCUGUCUGCAUGUGGCUGCUCGUUAUAAUCACUUGCCCAUCAUUAGGGUGCUGCUCAGUGCUUUCUGUUCUGUCCAUGAAAAGAACCAGGCAGGGGAUACUGCGCUCCAUGUAGCUGCUGCUCUCAAUCACAGGAAGGUGGUUAAGCUGUUGCUGGAGGCAGGGGCUGAUGCAUCCGUUGUCAACAAUGCAGGUCAGACCCCUCUAGAAGUUGCCAGACAGCACAAUAACCCUGAGGUUGCGCUCCUCCUCACUAAAGCAUCACAGGUCUCACGCUUUAACCGUGGAAGAAGCCUGAGGAAGAAGAGAGAGCGACUGAAGGAGGAAAGGCGAGCUCAGUCGGUACCACGGGAUGAAGUGGUACAGAGCAAGCAGGGCAGCAUCUCAGCUGCUGAUGACACACCAAGCAGUGACCAGCCACCACAGAAGAAGAGCGAUCUGAAGGAUGAACCCCGGUCAACCUCACCAGAUCCCAAAGGGAAAAAGAGCAAAAAGAAAAAGCCAAAGGAAAAGGUCUCGGCACUCUCAGACCCCAUCUCCCCAGCUGAUCAGCAGACACUGCCCCGGGCCCAGCAAAACGUGCCUAAGCGCAGAAGUAAACAUCACUGCUUCUCUCCACCGCCUCCCCACGAGGUCCGAGCCUACCAGCUCUACACGCUCUACCGAGGGAAGGACGGGAAGGUGAUGCAGGCACCGAUAAAUGGAUGUCGUUGUGAGCCCCUGAUAAAUAAACUGGAGAAUCAGCUGGAGGCAACAGUGGAAGAGAUAAAAGCUGAGUUUGGGACGGUACAAGAUAAGAUGAAUAUUAAGCUGGGCCAGAUGGAAACCAAAACUCAACAUCAACUCCGUGUGUUAGACAAGCUCAUGGCUGAGCGGCUCUCGGCAGAGAGGACAGAGUGCCUUCACCGCCUGCAGCAGCACACUGAGCUGGAAAAGAAUGAGGGGGAGAAACGGCAGAUUUCCUUGGUCGAUGAGCUGAAGACUUGGUGCAUGUUGAAGAUUCAGAAUCUGGAGCUCAAGCUCUCUGGAGAUUCCAGGUCAUCAAGACCAAAAUCAACUUUGUCCACUUGUGAGUCUCUCACUGAGACCCUGGAUACUGAGAACAACCCCCACAGUGCCAAGGACUGUAAAGCCAACCAGCCCGUGCUGCAGUCAGAGGGCUCCCACCAGCAUUCCUAUAUCACACUUCCAGAUAGCCUCUCGGAAGAUGGGGGAAGGAACAGAGGCCAGAUGCCAGAACAGAACUUUGGGCAACAUUUUUGCAUUCAACAGGAUGGUGCAUCAGGUGCAACCUUAUCAGGUACAGAGCAACAGUUAAUCACUGGCGGACCGGUGUCUUCUGCCCCUGCUCAAGAUGUCAGGCCAAAGGACAAAGCUGUUAGUGCCAGCACGUUCCACAGGCUCCAGCAGGAGCUGCCCUCCUCUGAGGUUUUGGGCUCCAAAUUAAGACACGUUAAGGUUCAAGCUGCUUUGCAGCCCUUGACUGAACCUGCAAAGACUGAACCACAGAGUGGCUGCUUCAUUGACAAAGGAACGCAGACGAAGAAGUCCAGCAAAAGCGGGCAGUCGAGGCACAAAGCUGUGCACCACGCUGGGGCACAUCCGAGCCAGGAGCAGCAGCCCUCUGCCCUGCCUGGGGGACAGCCGCCUGCCCCUGCGCUCAGGGACACCUCCCAGGCCCUGGAGAUAACGCAGUACUUCUUUGAGGCGGUUUCCACGCAGAUGGAGAAGUGGUAUGAACGGAAGAUAGAAGAAGCCCGGUGCCAAGCUAACCAGAAAGCACAGCAAGACAAAGCUGCACUCAAGGAGCACAUUAAAAGCUUAGAAGAGGAGCUCAGCAAAUUAAGGACUAAGGUGCAGAAAGAGAGCUAGCGUCUACCAAGCAGGUACAGACAAGCAACAACAGGACCCAUUCUGGAACCUGCCGUAAUGGAAUCUGGAAUACUGGUAUAUAUAUGUAUUUGUAGUGCCUGUUACAUCCAAACAAAAUCCUCUUUUUCAGGAGUAGAACUAACUUUGGAGACUCCAGAACUGAGGAGAAUUCAUAUGCAGACUACUGAUGACAAUGAGAUGCUGCACAUUAGUUCCUUUCUUUGUUAUUUCCAAGAGUCUGUUAAAUAUUGCACUCUCAAUUUCCAGGUGCUGCUUGAACGCAAACUGCAUUAGAAACCAAAACUGCUUUCUGAAAAGGGAAUGUUCUUACUUCCACAGAGGUCGUGUGUGGCUAGAGGGUUCCACUGGAUGCUACAUGUAAAUACGUGGUGAUACCAAUACUGAAAUAAGUCCAGGAUGUUUGAGGGAGCUUUUGACAGAAUUCUUUAGUGACGAAGGGCUAUCGAUACUAUUUUAGAUACUCCCCACAGGCUCUCUCUAGUCAGCUACAAGAACCAAUUCCAAUUCCAAGCCCAUGCAGGUGACAGAUGCAGGCUUCCAGCUGGGAGAGGCCAGGUUCCCACUGAGUGAGAUACACCCCAUUAGGUGCAGAGGCUUCAGUUGCCACUUUGCUUUUCUUUUGGUUUUACAUUAUUAAAACAAAUGCUAAAUUAGAUUUGUCCUUUUUUUACAGAGUCCUCCUUGCAAAGCUCCUUGUGGUUGCACAGUUGGUGGGGCCAUACUCCAGUAAUUUGACAGAGAAGUUUUGUCUAAGGAUGGCACAUAUUUUACCAUAACCAUACUCUACUUGCUAGCUAUAAUUUUUAUAUAGAUCUCUUCUUCAAGCAGCAAAUGGCUGAAUUCUCCACUACUGAAGAAGCUUGAGAAAGUCCUUUUAUCUAAAGAAGUGAAAGCUUCCCUGUACUCAAAUGUUUCUUUUUCUGCAGUCAGGAUUUUCUCAGACACCCUGCCCUUUGUUCUUCUCCUUGGUUUUUCCCUUCCUUGUAUCUCUAAAAAGAGAGGCCAGGCCUUGGUAAGUCUGCAAGUCUUAGGACUGGAUUUACAAACACUCCCACAAAAUAGAACUCAACAACAUCUUAAAGUUUUUAUGGAUGCGUUUUGUUAUAAAAUCAAAACUUACAAUGGCCAACGGAUCCGGGCUGACACGCUCCAGAUCACCUAGAGGCACUGUUGCAUCUGCACCUCUUUAGGGCCCCUUCCUUAUCCCUCUGAGACGGCUUCAUCAGAUUCUGUUAGAAAAGUUAACAGAUCAUGACAGAACAGUUGUUCAGAACCAAUUCAAAGACAGGAUAGCACUGUUGUGCCAAGGAGAAAGAUAUUUUUUUUUCUGUACUGAGGAGCCCUAAAAUCAAUACAAAAUACUUUACAGUAUUGAAGACACCACUGACUAAUUAGUGAUUAAGCUUUCUUCUUAGCAGAUGUAUAAAGCAAAGAAAAUUGUAUUAUAUAGCAAUAUUUUUAAAGUUCCUAUUAAUGCACUAUCAAGACAAGAAAAGUGUAUCUGCAGUUAUGGAAACACUAGUUUUAUUGCUCUGACUUCUGUAGUCUAACAUAGACACUUCCAUAUGUUUACAGUUUUGUUUAAGCUACCGUAGGAACGCAGAAGCAUGCUAUUUAAGUUUUGUAUCAUCUUGAUAAAGUGAAUGUUUUGCCAAGCAAUUAAAAUAAGUGUUGCUCAGAA
Molecule: messenger RNA, 5870 nt
Organism: Strigops habroptila (Kakapo)
Lineage: Eukaryota; Metazoa; Chordata; Aves; Psittaciformes; Psittacidae
Gene: ANKRD6
Product: ankyrin repeat domain 6
Exons: 16
Coding region: 1697-4168 (823 amino acids)
Biological process (GO): positive regulation of transcription by RNA polymerase II
Cellular component (GO): nucleus
Molecular function (GO): protein binding; transcription cis-regulatory region binding
Source: RefSeq, a predicted model, not a curated record